AUGGAAACAUACCUUCAAUACCGCCGCAUCGGACAUACCCUUCGCCAACAGCUCGAGUCCGACGCUGAAGGACCACGCGAGCUCCCAUGCCUGUCGCUCCAGGAGACCCGAGUGGUGGGCGGGCGGCAAGUUCUUGUGGUCGACUGGGACGGGCCAGAUGAUCCUUUGAACCCGCGAAAUUGGCCCUUUCGCCGGCGCUUCUGGUCCACAUUGAUCAUAUCCGGCAUUGCGUUCAUGGUUGGGGCUGCCGCCCCCAUCGACAGCGCGGUCCUUCCUCAAGCCGCGAAAGACCUAGGGGUCAGCGAGGUCGUGGAAACUCUGGCAGUCGGGGUCUUCUUGGUGGGCUUCGGGUUUGGCGCGUUGAUCUGCGGCCCCUUCAGCGAAGUCUUGGGCAGGAGCAUGACCUAUUUGGUCAGCCUGGCAUCCAUGUGCAUUUUCCUCAUGGCAUCGGCACUCGCACCCGACAUUGCGGCCCAGCUUGUCUUCAGAUUCAUGGCGGGGUUCUCUGGCGCCUCUCCUCUCGUGUGCGCCGGAGGAUCCAUCUCCGACAUGUUCACGCCUCUUGAAAAGACGUACAUGUUUCCAAUCUUCGCCAUUGGAGGCUUCGGCGGGCCGGCCCUGGGCCCGGUCAUGGGGGCAUGGAUUCCCGAAUCGCCCUAUCUGCAUACCUGGCGGUGGACAGAAUGGGUGGCGUUACUGACGGCUGGCGUCGUUUUGUUCCUGGCCUUCUUCUUCCAGCCGGAGACCUACGCGCCCGUGUUGUUGAGCUGGAAGGCAGCACAACUCCGGAAGCUCACUGGCGACCAUCGGUACUACGCCGAACACGAGCUCGAACGGAUACCACUAUUGAUGCGUCUGCGGAUCGCCCUUCCUCGACCAUUCCUGAUGGCCUUCCACGAGCCGGUCAUCAUGCUGAUCACGCUCUACAUGUGCGUCCUCUACAUCAUUCUCUUCACCUUCUUUGACGGAUACGAAGACAUCUUCACCCGCACGUACGGCAUCUCUCAGGGCCUGACGAACACCAUCUUUGUCGCCCAAUUCGUCGGCAUCUGCCUCGGCAGCCUGUGGCUUCCGUGGAUCUACAAGAAGACCGUCCAGGCACAGCGGAGAGCAGAGGCCGACGGAUUGAAACAAUUCGACCCCGAAGUGCGGUUGUGGUUCGCCAUGCUCGGCGGUGCCCCUGCCAUUCCUGUCUCGUUGUUCUGGAUGGCCUGGACAGCCUACCCCAGUGUAUCCAUCUGGUCGCCCAUCCUGGCUUCGGUGUUGUUCGGAUACGGAGUUAUCAUGAUUUUCAUCAGCUCCUACAUGUACCUGAUCGACAGCUACGAGACCUAUGCCGCCAGCGCACUAACCUUUGCCACACUUGCACGUUACAACUGUGCCGGGGGAAUGACCGUGGUGGGCAUCCCUUUUUAUCGAAACAUGGGCCAUCACUGGACCAUCACGAUUCUGGCUUGUCUGAGUAUCCUGUUGACCCCAAUCCCCUACGUCUUCUACAAGUACGGCCAUGUCAUUCGGAAGAAGAGUCGAUAUGCGGUCUCGCGCUCCAUCGAAGAGGCCGAGAAGCACGUGGUGCCCGAGUCCCCAGGCUCUUCCUCGACGACGGUGCCGAUUGAACGGAAUGAGGAAGAGGGCGCAACGGGAGUGACCGAGGUUCAGCGUUGA
Molecule: messenger RNA, 1665 nt
Organism: Capronia epimyces CBS 606.96
Lineage: Eukaryota; Fungi; Ascomycota; Eurotiomycetes; Chaetothyriales; Herpotrichiellaceae
Exons: 1
Coding region: 1-1665 (554 amino acids)
Biological process (GO): transmembrane transport
Molecular function (GO): transmembrane transporter activity
Source: RefSeq, a predicted model, not a curated record